AUGGAAACGGUGACCGGUAUGACGUAUUUGCUUACAGUUGUCAUGGCAACUAUACAGCUAUUGAGCGAUCCUGUCUUCUACUUUGGUAAAAUGUUUUUUCUUAGAUUUAAGUUAGUUUUGCUGUUAAACAUUUAUAUUGCAGAAGGCUUUGGAAUUAAUAGUAUUGGAAAUCUCUAUAGAUAUGUGUUAAAAGAAAUGAAUAGUACUGGACUGCUUUUGGUUUCUGAUCAGGCUUCAAUAAAAACUAGUUGGAUAGAUCUCCCAUUAGAUCAUUUCGACAUAAAUGAGAAGCGAAUGUGGAAGAUGAGAUACUUUGAACGUCAUGAUAUGUGGAAACCAGGUAACCCCAUUUACUUGUUCAUGAACGGAGAAGGCCCUGCAGGUUCGUAUUUUCUAAAAACUGGAAUAAUGUAUGAUUUAGCUAAAGAAACGAAAGGCGCAAUGUUCUUGUCUGAACAUAGAUAUUAUGGUAAAAGUAUGCCUCUAAAUAUUUCAAAUACUGAGAAUUUGAAAUAUUUAAGUUCAAGACAGGCUUUGGCUGAUAAUGCAAAAUUGUUGACAAGUAUUAAAUCGAUACCCAAGUUCAACGAAUCAAAAAUUGUCGUUAUUGGUGGAUCAUAUGCUGGCAAUUUGGCUGCUUGGAUGAGGCUGUUAUAUCCUGAACUGGUUGACGCAGCUAUCGCAAGUAGCGCACCUGUUUUAGCCAAAUUAGAUUUUUAUGAGUAUUUGGAGACUGUCAGCGAAGACCUGGAAGAGUAUGGGCCUACUGGUUGUUGGGACAAGGUAUCAGAAAAGUUUAAAAAAUACGAACAUCUCUUUUCGUCUAACGACGGAAUUGAAAUGUUAAAAAGAGAUGAAAAGAUAUGUACUGAAAAUGAUAUGUCCAAAGAGGAAAAUAAACAGUUAUUUUUCUUAGAUAAAGCAUCGAAUUUCAUGUAUCUAGCACAGUAUGGUGACCCUGAUAGAAUUCAUCGUUACUGUAAGAAUCAGAAGUCUUUUAUCCCAGAUGUUACGGACGAAUUGAACUUUAUAUGGAAUAGGAGAAGUAAUUGUUUUGAUUAUGACUUCGACAGUAUGAUAGAGAGUGUUAGGAAAAUCGAUUGGUAUUUAUCUUGGAUCUAUCAAACUUGUACUGAGUUUAGUUAUUUUCAAACCACAAAUUCGGAUGAUCAUCCGUUUACAAGGAACGUGCCAAUCGACUGGUAUUAUAAAAUGUGUACGAAGUUGUUCGGUUCAGAAUUUAAUGAAGAUAUGGUAAAGAAAGGUGUUGUUGAAACUAACAAAUUAUAUGGUGGAUUGGAUCUAAAUGUAACGCAAGUUGUUUUUGUAAACGGACAAAUGGACCCGUGGAGCAAGCUUGGCAUUCUUGAGGAUUUGUCGUACGAAGGACCCGCAGCAAUAAUUCCUCGAUCUUCGCACUGUAAAGACUUAUUCUCUGAUAGAUCUAAUGAUCCUGAGGAAUUAAAGGAAGUAAGGAGAUAUGUCAAAUAUUUGAUCAAAAGGUGGGUAGGUACUGGGGAAUAUAGAUCAUUCUCAGAUUAA
Messenger RNA from Achroia grisella, 1542 nucleotides. RefSeq names its product putative serine protease K12H4.7. The coding region runs from base 1 to 1542 and encodes 513 amino acids. NCBI's taxonomy places the organism in Eukaryota, Metazoa, Arthropoda, Insecta, Lepidoptera, Pyralidae. The transcript is spliced from 2 exons. Gene Ontology annotation, biological process: proteolysis. The record is from RefSeq and is a predicted model, not a curated record. Gene Ontology annotation, molecular function: dipeptidyl-peptidase activity; serine-type exopeptidase activity.